Molecule: messenger RNA, 1098 nt
Organism: Phytophthora sojae
Lineage: Eukaryota; Oomycota; Peronosporomycetes; Peronosporales; Peronosporaceae
Exons: 2
Coding region: 1-1098 (365 amino acids)
Source: RefSeq, a predicted model, not a curated record
AUGAUGAUCCUAGAUAGCGUUUCGGAGAAGUUGCGCUCGAAGCAUGUGCGCACACUAGAGCUGCUGCAAAAGACACUCGAUGAGAACGUCGAGUUACGGGAACGCGUGGCAAAACUUCAUAAGGGCACACUCCAUCUCGGCCAGGGGUUACCACGCUCGAAUUUGUCAUCCGAGUUGGAGGACGAAAUCGAGCGACUCAAAGAUGAGCACACGCGCAAGUUACAGGAGGUCGAGGAAGCUGCGAGUGCAAAACUGGCCGAGCAGGUUCAAGCCGCGGAGUCACUCGUGGCUGCCAACAACAAGCUGAAGAAUGAUAUGAUCACGAUGGAUGUUGCGUUACGCGACGCGCGUGACCGACUCAAAUACGAGCGGCAAACCUGGAACGGAGAGCGAGCACAGCUAGAAGCGACCAUAAGGGAGGCGACCAAGACCCAGCCUCCUGCCAGCCCCACUCGAGUUAAGCGAAAUCAACCGCAAACCGAAGCUUUGAUCGAGGAGGAGAAAUCCAACCAGCGACUGGAAGCGGAGCUUGAAUUGAGCCGCCAGGCUUGUUCUAACGCAGAUGCUGCGCGUCGAUCAGCCGAAGCGCGCCUUGUUGAAGUGAAGAAUGACUUCGAGCGCGUAUCCAAUGAGGCCACAGCUCAACGAGAGCAAAUAGUCGCUUUGCAGAGUCAACUUGCAAUUGCUCAAGCACAGCAAAAGUCGACGUUUGAUGAGCUCAAAGCCGUACGAGAGCGCAAUAGAACUCUGGAAGCCAAAUCACCAAAAGAGCGUCCAUCGUCAUCCACGGCAUCAGCAAAGCUCCAACUCCAACAAAUGACGCUGCUGGCAAAAUUGCAGGACACGGAGGAACGCUAUGCCAAGCUCGAAGCGGAGCAUCGAACGCUUCAGUCCCAGACUGCGAGGCUGCAACAACAACUUGCCAACGAGGUCGCGCAGCGCAGGGCAGAUGCCGCCGAGUCUGGGAUCUUUGCGAUCCACGUCGAGCUCAAACGCGAGAAUUUCCAGCUACGAGCGCAGGUUGAAGAGCUCAAGGCACUGCAAAAACGCUUCUUGACUUCUGCAAAGAAGAAAACCAUGAGCUUCCCCUCCCUCUGA